CGCGCGGGGGCUGCCGGGAGCGGCAUGGCCCGCUAGGCGGCGGCGGCGCGCGGAGCCAUGGAUCCCAGCUUGCUCAGGGAGCGGGAGCUGUUCAAGAAGCGAGCCCUCUCCACACCGGCCGUCGAGAAACGCCCGGCACUGCCCUCGGACUCCUCUGCCUCCAAGAAGAAGAAAGUCAAGGUAGAACAAGGGGGCUCCUCCAGCUCUAAACAGAACUCAGAUCACAGCAAUGGAUCAUUUAACUUGAAAGCCCUUUCAGGAGGCUCUGGCUACAAGUUUGGAGUCCUUGCUAAAAUAGUGAAUUAUAUGAAGACUCGGCACCAGCGGGGUGAUACACAUCCAUUAACCCUUGAAGAGAUCUUGGAUGAAACACAGCAUUUAGAUAUUGGACUCAAACAGAAACAAUGGUUAAUGAGCGAGGCUCUAGUCAACAACCCGAAAAUAGAAGUUGUGGAUGGGAAGUAUGCUUUCAAACCCAAGUACAACUUGAAAGACAAAAAGGCUCUGCUCAGGCUCUUGGACAAGCAUGACCAGCGAGGCCUGGGAGGAAUCCUUUUGGAAGACAUCGAGGAAGGGCUGCCCAACGCACAGAAAGCUAUAAAGGCUUUAGGGGACCAGAUCAUCUUUGUUAAUCGCCCUGAUAAGAAGAAAAUUCUUUUCUACAACGACAAGAGCUGUCACUUUGCUGUGGAUGAAGAAUUUCAGAAGCUGUGGAGGAGCAUUCCCGUGGAUUCUAUGGAUGAGGAGAAGAUAGAAGAGUAUCUGAAACGACAGGGUAUUUCUUCCAUGCAAGAAACCGGACCAAAGAAAAUAGCUCCCAUUCAGAGGAGGAAGAAACCUGCCUCUCAGAAGAAACGUCGGUUUAAGACUCACAAUGACCACUUGGUUGGAGUAUUAAAAGAUUACUCUGAUGUGGUUCCUGGCAAGCAGUGAGCGGUUGAAUUCUGGAGCAAACGCGCGUUUUCAGACAGGGCUUUUUGCCGCUGGGGCUCGGUGUCUGCUCACAGAAGGACUGACUGUAUAUAAUAAUGUGAUGUGUUUCCCCCACCCCAGCAACUGCCGAGGUCAGUUUGAGAGCAAGUAUGAGCUAUUAAAUGUAGAGGUUAAU
This is a messenger RNA of Corapipo altera (White-ruffed manakin), 1108 nucleotides long. RefSeq names its product general transcription factor IIE subunit 2 (gene GTF2E2). The record is from RefSeq and is a predicted model, not a curated record. The transcript is spliced from 8 exons. Gene Ontology annotation, cellular component: transcription factor TFIIE complex. Gene Ontology annotation, biological process: transcription initiation at RNA polymerase II promoter. Lineage: Eukaryota; Metazoa; Chordata; Aves; Passeriformes; Pipridae. The coding region runs from base 58 to 933 and encodes 291 amino acids.